AUGUUAAAGUUAGUAUUUUUUUUAGUAUUUUUAUCUCCAAUUUGUUUUAUUAAUAAUAUGUACUGGAUGGUACAAAUUUUGUUAUUUUUUAUUAGAUUUAUUUUUUUAGUAAUAAAUAAUUUUAUAAAUUAUUGAUCUGAAAUUUCUUAUUUUUUAGGAAGUGAUAUACUUUCUUAUGGAUUAAUUUUGUUAAGUUUGUGAAUUUGUUCUUUAAUAUUAUUAGCUAGAGAAAGUGUUAAUAAAUAUAAUAAUUAUAAAAAUUUAUUUUUAUUAAAUGUUAUUUUAUUAUUGUUAUUAUUAGUUCUAACAUUUAGAAGAAUAAAUUUAUUUAUAUUUUAUUUAUUUUUUGAAAGAAGUUUAAUUCCUACUUUAUUUUUAAUUUUAGGUUGGGGUUAUCAACCUGAACGUUUACAAGCUGGUGUUUAUUUAUUAUUUUAUACUUUAUUAGUUUCUUUACCUAUAUUAAUCGGUAUUUUUUACAUUAUAAAUGAAGUAAAUUCAAUAAAUUUUUAUUUAAUAAAUAAUUAUAUAUUUAAUUAUGAUUUAUUAUAUUUUUGUAUAUUGUGUGCUUUUUUAGUAAAGAUACCUAUAUUUUUAGUUCAUUUAUGAUUGCCAAAAGCUCAUGUUGAAGCCCCUGUUUCAGGUUCUAUAAUUUUGGCUGGAAUUAUAUUAAAAUUAGGAGGUUAUGGUUUGUUGCGAGUUAUUUCGUUUCUUCAAUUAAUAAAUUUAAAAUAUAGAUUUAUUUGAAUUAGAAUUAGUUUAGUGGGUGGUGUUUUAGUAAGAUUAAUUUGUUUACGACAAACUGAUUUAAAAGCUUUAAUUGCUUAUUCCUCAGUUGCUCAUAUAGGAAUUGUAUUAGCUGGUCUUUUAACAAUAACUUAUUGAGGUUUAUGUGGUUCAUAUACAUUAAUAAUUGCUCAUGGACUUUGUUCUUCUGGGCUGUUUUGUUUAGCCAAUGUUUCUUAUGAACGGUUAGGUAGACGAAGUUUAUUAAUUAAUAAGGGGUUAUUAAAUUUUAUACCAGCUAUAACAUUAUGAUGAUUUUUAUUGAGUUCGGCCAAUAUAGCAGCUCCUCCUACUUUAAAUUUAUUAGGAGAAAUUUCUUUAUUAAAUAGAAUUGUUUCUUGAUCAUGAUUAACUAUAAUUAUAUUAUCAUUUUUAUCAUUUUUUAGAGCAGCUUAUACUUUAUAUUUAUAUUCUUUUAGUCAACAUGGAAAAUUAUUUUCUGGUGUAUAUUCUUUUAGAGGGGGUAAAAUUCGUGAAUAUUUAUUAAUAAUUUUACAUUGAUUACCUUUAAAUUUAUUAAUUUUAAGAAGAGAUUCAUGUAUAUUGUGAUUAUAA
Molecule: messenger RNA, 1341 nt
Organism: Drosophila pseudoobscura
Lineage: Eukaryota; Metazoa; Arthropoda; Insecta; Diptera; Drosophilidae
Source: the annotation of a RefSeq genome assembly